This is a messenger RNA of Chelonus insularis, 2296 nucleotides long. It is a transcript of the gene mbo, whose product is annotated as Nuclear pore complex protein Nup88. Gene Ontology annotation, molecular function: structural constituent of nuclear pore. NCBI's taxonomy places the organism in Eukaryota, Metazoa, Arthropoda, Insecta, Hymenoptera, Braconidae. The coding region runs from base 77 to 2245 and encodes 722 amino acids. Gene Ontology annotation, biological process: ribosomal large subunit export from nucleus; mRNA export from nucleus; ribosomal small subunit export from nucleus. The transcript is spliced from 10 exons. Gene Ontology annotation, cellular component: nuclear pore. The record is from RefSeq and is a predicted model, not a curated record.
AAAAACGUGGACAGUUUGUUGAUUUUCAGUGAUUUAUAUGUUUUAUUAUUAAAUAUUUACUUAAUAAUUUAUAAUCAUGACUUCAUGCACUGAUCCAUUAAAGCUUAAUGAUUGCAAAUUAUUUAAAGAAUUAAAAAAUUGCUUACCCAAAAGUGAGAAAGAAACUCAAAAUAUUUUGGAAAUACGUGAUGAUAUUUUAUAUAUUUGGAAUGCUUAUAAAUGUUGUAUUCAUACAUUAAAUCUUGCAUUGAUAGAUGAAAAUACUGAUGUAUCUACGAUCUCCUAUCAGACACUACAACCGACCGAUCCGCCAAUUUUUGAAAUUACAAAUUUAUUAAUUAAUGAAACAGCAACACAGUUAGUUUUGUGGGGCAAUCUUGGGAUAGGAAUAGUUGAAUUACCACGACGUUGGGGCCGAGAUAAUUUAUUCCAAGGUGGCAAAAGCAGUAUUUCGUGCUUAAAUCACAUUCUCAAUGGUAUUAAUGCUCAAUUAUCAUCAUCAUUUGGUGUAAAACGUGCACGAUGGCAUCCAGGAUCUCCAAAUGAUUCUCAUUUACUUGUUUUAACAUCAGAUAAUUCAUUUCAAUUGUAUGAAUGUUCAAUCGGUCAUGUUCCAAAGUUGAUGAAACACUGGAAAGUGGGAGUAACUCCAGUGUUUUCACCGACCAAAAAAAUUUCAACAAUCGAAUCGUUGGGUGAAACUGCAGUUGAUUUUGAUUUUGUUACACCAACAAUAAAAAACACUAGUCUAAAUGAUACUAAAGAUUCCCACAAUUGGAAUGAAAUUGAAUGGCCCAUAUUGGUACUUAGAGGUGAUGGAAACGUGCUUCUUGUACAUGGAAAUAUUUUAUCCAACUUAUGUCCAAAACCAGUAGUAUUUGGUUCACUAUCAAUUUUUCCAGCAAUGUUUGAUAAUUAUGGAAUAGAUGCCUGUUCGAUAAUGUGUCUACAAACAAUUCCACCAGUUGUUGUCAUUGCUACAUGUACGGGAAAAAUUUAUCAUGCCAUUCUAUUACGAGAAAAUUUUAUUAAUGAUGAUACUCAAGACGCUAUAGAUAGAUACUUUGAUAAUUAUGAUAAUAAAAAAAUGGUAAAAGAAAGAACGUGGUCAGAAUAUGGAUCAAAUUAUAGUCUUCAUACUCCUGACGAUGGCUUAUUUGUUUUUGAACAAUUAGAAAUGGAAUUAGGAUUAUUAUUCGAUGAUGAAGAUAAAAAAUAUAAUUGCAUAAUAAAUUUGCACAGAGAUCGUAGCAAUAAAUCACGUUAUUUUUGUUCACAUAAUGCUGGAAUUCAUAUGAUAACACUUCCAGUUUUAUCACAAUUACAAGAAUAUUUGAAUUGCAGCGAAGAUAAUAUUGACUUGUAUUUACCAGAAACCUUUCACACAUCCAAAUCUCAAUAUUUAUUAUGUACUCGUACAAAACACACAACAAUGGAUGAAGCAACUUCAAUUUUUGGUUUUGGAUUAUUUCAACAAACAUGGCCUAUUUUAAUAGCACUAUUACAUACUGGAGUAGUUGUAGACAUUUCAGUAAUUGAUUUAGAUUAUUUACCUCAAGUAGAAACUCCUGAACCGAUGAUGAAUCUUCAUAAAAAUGUUACACGAGAAUCCUUUGAAACUUAUAUAAAAAAUAUCCUGAAACAUGAAUCAACGUCUUUGCCAAUAACAAAAUUGAGUGUCGAAUCGAACUUAUCUGGAAAAGAGUGCACCGAAUUACUUGAUCGAGCAACAAAUAUUUUCCGGAAACAUCAUUUUACUAAGCAUGAUAAAAUUCGUAGUGAAAUUGGCAGAAAAGUACGUGCUCUGAAAGCUUUAAAAAAUCAUCAACUAAAAGAAUUGGAUUCAUUGAUUCAAACUAAAAAAGAAUUACAUGAUAAAGCCCAACAUUUAGCUGAACGCUAUGAAGAUAUCAAAGAAAUUCAAGAACAUUUAGCCAAACGUGCUCGAGAUCUAUUAAGACUUGUCAAUCACAAAGAACUGACUUCUUCAGAACGAGCUGAUGCUGUAGAACUAAGAGACUUAAAUAACAAAGUUGACGAAUUCAAAAUGAAGUUUGACAGAUUGAAAAUUAAAAUUGAAAAUCCAAGUGUCAAAAAAGAAUUAUUCAAAGAUUCAAAUAAAAAAGAAAAUAUUUUAAAUAGCAAACAAGAGGAAGCUAUAAAAAUGAACAUUGCACAAAUGGGUAAAAAUAUUGCUAAUAUGGUUACUGAUAUUAAAACGUUUGAAGAAGAAUUUGGAAUAUAGAAAAUUAAAACAUUCCUCGGCUUUCUACAAUAAUCAUUUUUUUAAUACAAA